Messenger RNA from Rotaria socialis, 1011 nucleotides. NCBI's taxonomy places the organism in Eukaryota, Metazoa, Rotifera, Eurotatoria, Philodinida, Philodinidae. The record is from the annotation of a GenBank genome assembly.
AUGGUUCGUCGUAAUAAAGAUUCUGCUUCGAACGAUGAUAAUGAACGUCCAAUGCGACGUAAACCAUUUAGAAAAUCUACAAAUGAAGAAGAAUCACCAGCACAAGUUCCAACUGGAGAUUUACAAAUUCGUAAUAAAAUGGUUCGUCAAUUACUUUAUGCUAAAUUGAAACGUUCAAAGUCAAAAGCUAAAUUGAAAGAACGUAAAGAAAGACAACAAUCUGAUGAGCCAAAACAAGAACCGCAAACCAUUGAAAAGAAACGUAAACGUGAUGAAACUUGGGUGGAUGAAAAUGAUCAAGAAACUCUUGAUGACAUAUCAAAUGAUGAAUUAAAUAAUUAUUUCACUCGACAACCAGAUGCUCCAGAACCAAAAUUAUUAUUAACCAGUCAAGAAGGUUUUCCAUCAUCAUUUACGAAUAAAUUUCUUAAGGAGGUAGCAAGAAUUCUACCAAAUACAACAUAUUUUCAACGACGACAUCAUCCAAUUAAACGAAUCAUUAAAAAAAUGAAUAAAUUAGGUUACACCGAUUUAGUUGUUGUGAAUGAAGAUCAUGGAAAACCAUCGACUCUUUUUAUAUCACAUUUACCUGAAGGACCAACAAUGAAAUUUCGGUUAACAAGUGCUCGUCUAUCAAAACAAUUACGUUCAAAUCGUGGUAAACCUUGCGCUAAACUAACUAUUCGACCAGAAAUUAUUCUGAAUAAUUUCAAUACACGUAUUGGUAUACGUGUUGGUCGUCUAUUAGCAGCAUUAUUUCCACAUGAUCCACAGUACAAAGCUCGUCAUUUGAUUACAUUUCAUAAUCAACGAGAUUUUAUAUUUUUUCGUCAUCAUAUGUACUUGUUUAAAAAUGAAAAAAAGGUUGCUCUACAAGAAUUAGGUCCACGAUUCACACUUAAACUGAGAUCAAUACAACGCGGUACAUUCGAUGCUUUAUAUGGUGAAUAUGAAUGGACACAAAAACCGAAACAUAAAAUGGAUCCAGAAAGAACAAAAUUUGUUCUAUAA